AUGACUACGGCGUUUGCUCCAAAUGUCUUUCUUGCAUUGGCGACCAACUAUGUGCUUGGUGCAAAUAAUACCAAAUUGCUCGCACAGGUCACCCUGGUCGACUGGCGCGGCCAAACCGGUCAGAAAUUCUUUCCUUGGUCCGUCUUUUCUGACAGAGUAUCAGUUCUUGAUGUCUACGUUCAGCCGACUUCGACAAUCGUGGACUACCGGACAAGCACGCACGGCCUCGAUGCUCGCCAUCUCGCACCUCCUGAGGCACUUCCGUACAGUUCAGUUCGCGUCAACGUAGCCGAAAUGAUCAAUAAUCAUGUCAUUGUCGGCCAUGCACUCUGGUCGAGCCUUGCACUUCUUGGUCUUACCCACCCCGCCAUUCAUUCACGAGACGUUGCAACCUACACACCGUUUCGCCGUGCGCUAGGAUACCCACUCGACUCGUGUUCGUCUUAUCCGGCCCUCAAGGAUCUUGUGCAGGUCCUCAUGCGCAGAGAUAUGGAGCCCCUCUUCGUCAAUACUACAGAGACGGCUCGAGCGGCAAUGGACCUUUUCCGCUCUCAUCGACCCGCCUGGGAGGGUGUCAUUACCUCUGGCGGUUGGCCAUCGGUCGUCUUGCCCGCCUAUUGGAACAUUUACUUUACCUGA
This is a messenger RNA of Serendipita indica DSM 11827, 639 nucleotides long. The record is from the annotation of a GenBank genome assembly. Lineage: Eukaryota; Fungi; Basidiomycota; Agaricomycetes; Sebacinales; Serendipitaceae.